Apis florea (little honeybee) is the source of this 1576-nucleotide messenger RNA. RefSeq lists its product as uncharacterized. The record is from RefSeq and is a predicted model, not a curated record. NCBI's taxonomy places the organism in Eukaryota, Metazoa, Arthropoda, Insecta, Hymenoptera, Apidae. Gene Ontology annotation, cellular component: nucleus.
AUUUCCAAGAAUAAGUAGAGGUAGUGCUAAUAAUAUACAUAGUACAUAUAUCGCUAGAGGUAGUACAUCCAUGAAAAAUUGAUUAAAUAAAGGAAUGCAAAUUUGAUUGGUUACUUCUGAUAGAUCCAAUAAAUUCAUAAAAAGAGCAAAUACCAUGUCAAAAAACAACAAAUCAUCUAAACAUAAAAUUUGCUGCUUCUGUAGAUCAUCACAAAAUAAUGAAUUGGAAUUUGGAAAAUUUUAUGAAGAUGGUAACAUUGUUACACAUUAUUAUUGUUUGCUUUUAUCAUCAAAUAUGCAACAGAGAGGAAAGGAUGAUCAAGGUAUUUUAGGAUUUUUGAAAACGGAUAUACAAAAAGAAAUUCGCAGAGGAAAAAGACUGGUAUGUUCAUACUGUAAAAAAUCUGGUGCCACUUUGGGAUGUUAUAAUGUAAAAUGUAAAAAAAUAUUUCAUUAUCCUUGUGGGUUAAGGGCUGGUACCUUAAAUCAAUUUUUUGGUGAAUUUAGAUCAUAUUGUAUAAAUCAUAGACCAAAGCAAAAAAUAGAUACUCAAGUUAAACGUGAAUUAAGAAAAAUGAAUGAAAUAGUAUGUUAUAUAUGUUAUGAAAAAGUGGAUUCUUAUGAUACAGUUGAUACAAUGUGGGCUCCAUGUUGUAAAAAAAAUGCAUGGUUUCAUAGGAAAUGUGUACAACAACUUGCUAUGAGUGCUGGAUAUUUUUUUAAAUGUCCUUUAUGUAAUGAUAAAAAAUUAUUUCAAAAAGCAAUGUUAGAAUUUGGUAUUUUUAUCCCAAGUCAAGAUGCUUCAUGGGAACUUGUACCCAAUGCAUUUGAAGAACUUUUAUAUAGACACGAUCAAUGUGAUGCUUCUAUAUGUCUUUGUCCUAAAGGAAGAAAGUAUACGAGUUUUAAUGCAAAAUGGAAAUUAACACUUUGUCGCACUUGUGGUUCACAAGGGAUUCAUAUGGCUUGUGGACAACUUAAAUGGUCUAAUCCUGUUUGGGAAUGUACAGAGUGUAUUUCUAUUUUAGGAAAAUCUAAAGAAACUUCUAGUUCAAGCUCAAUAAGAGAUACAUUAGAGAAUGUUUCUGAUACAGAUGAUUCAAACAGUGAUAUUUCUGUUGGUAAAGAUUCACCUGUACCAUUUAUAUCAAGUUCACCAUUUAUAAACUCCACAUUACAAAUGUCAACUAUUAAAUUACGUCCUGGUCCUCGAAUUUAUAAAUUAAAACAACUUGAAGCAAAUAAAGAAAUGCAAAACAUUAAUAAACAACAAACCAGCGAAAACAUGAAUAUGUUGAAUUUAACAAAUAUGGAACAGUAUAGUUUACAAUCCACAAGCAGUAAUGAAAUUUUUUCGAAUGUGUCAACUUCAAUAACAGACUUAACAUCACACAAUUAUGAAGACAAUAUCAAUUUUUCAAUUCAACAUUCCAAAUCACAGUUGAAUGAACAAACUAAUAAUAUUAUUACACUUGAUAAUGACAUUAUAGAGGCCAAUAAAUGUAUUACAUUAAAUGAUAAAUUUGUUAUUGAGGAUAAUGAAAACGAAAAAAAUGAUGUAUCUGAAUUUAAAGAC